Exophiala aquamarina CBS 119918 is the source of this 771-nucleotide messenger RNA. RefSeq lists its product as uncharacterized. The record is from RefSeq and is a predicted model, not a curated record. Bases 1 to 771 code for a protein of 256 amino acids. The transcript has a single exon. Gene Ontology annotation, molecular function: heme binding; monooxygenase activity; oxidoreductase activity, acting on paired donors, with incorporation or reduction of molecular oxygen. NCBI's taxonomy places the organism in Eukaryota, Fungi, Ascomycota, Eurotiomycetes, Chaetothyriales, Herpotrichiellaceae.
AUGGCAGAUGUGAUCGGAGAAGUGACAUUCUCUCAGCGGUUUGGUCUCAUGGAGAUCGGAGAGGAGAUCGAGUCGCUAAAGAUCAUCAAGAGAGCAGCGAGAUCCUGGGGUUGGGUUGGUCAAAUACCUUGGGUAUACCGAAUCCAUGAGAUCUUGAGCCGGAUCGUCGGUAAUCAGCUCGCCUUGAACGCGAGAAGCGGCUAUAUUCGUGACUUCACAAUGCAGCAGGCACAAUCCCGUCUCGCACGGGGUAGUGACCAUCGAGACAUGUUGAGCAAGUUGAUGGAGACCAGCGCGAAGAAGCCCUCAGAAGUUGACCAUACGAUAGUAAUAUCGAUGGCGGCGAGUAAUGUUUUUGCUGGCAGUGACACAACUGCCAUUGCACUCCGAUCGAUCUUCUAUCAUUUGCUGAAAAACCCCCGAUGUAUGCAAAGACUGUUAAAAGAGAUUGAUGAUGUGGCGGGCACAGUGGAUGUGACCAGACCGGUGACCUUUGAUCAGGCGAACAGCAUGCCUUACUUACAAGCAGUCAUGAAUGAGGCUCUCCGCGUACAUCCUGUUGUUGGUCAGAGUCUGCCCCGAGUAGUUCCUGAAGGAGGUCUGCAGGUCGAAUCGCAUUGGCUGCCAAAAGGGGUAAAACCGGGACGUGCGCUCUUGAGGCACAUCGCUGACUGCGGCAGACGAUCAUCGGUGCUAGCCCAUACGUCCUUGGUCGCUCAAAGGAUAUAUACGGGCAAGAUGCUAGCGUAUUUCGCCCUGAGAGAUGGCUAG